AUGAUGAUCCCAGUUAUUGAGCAGGCGCUAGUGAUGAUGCCACCAGUUAUUAAGCACUCGCUAGUGAUGAUGACUCCAGUUAUUGAGUACUCGCUAGUGAUGAUGCCACCAGUUAUUAAGCACUCGCUAGUGAUGAUGACUCCAGUUAUUGAGCACUCGCUAGUGAUGAUGAUCCCUGUUAUUGAGUACUCGCUAGUGAUGAUAACUCCAGUUAUUGAGCAGGCGCUAGUGAUGAUGACCCCAGUUAUUGAGUACUCGCUAGUGAUGAUGACCCCAGUUAUUGAGCACUCGCUAGUGAUGAUGACCCCAGUAAUUAAGCACUCGCUAGUGAUGAUGAUCCCAGUUAUUGAGCAGGCGCUAGUGAUGAUGACCCCAGUUAUUAAGCACUCGCUAGUGAUGAUGACUCCAGUUAUUGAGUACUCGCUAGUGAUGAUGACUCCAGUUAUUGAGUACUCGCUAGUGAUGAUGACUCCAGUUAUUGAGCACUCGCUAGUGAUGAUGACUCCAGUUAUUGAGCACUCGCUAGUGAUGAUGACUCCAGUUAUUGAGCACUCGCUAGUGAUGAUGACUCCAGAUAUUGAGCAGGCGCUAGUGAUGAUGACUCCAGUUAUUGAGCAGGCGCUAGUGAUGAUGACCCCAGUUAUUGAGCAGGCGCUAGUGAUGAUGACCCCAGUUAUUAAGCACUCGCUAGUGAUGAUGACUCCAGUUAUUGAGUACUCGCUAGUGAUGAUGACUCCAGUUAUUGAGCACUCGCUAGUGAUGAUGACUCCAGAUAUUGAGCAGGCGCUAGUGAUGAUGACUCCAGUUAUUGAGCAGGCGCUAGUGAUGUUGACCCACGUUAUUGAGUACUCGCUAGUGAUGAUGAUCUUAGUUAUUGAGCACUCGCUAGUGAUGAUGACUCCAGUUAUUGAGCACUCGCUAGUGAUGACGACCUCAGUUAUUGAGUACUCGCUAGUGAUGAUGACUCCAGUUAUUGAGUACUCGCUAGUGAUGAUGACUCCAGUUAUUGAGCACUCGCUAGUGAUGAUGAUCCCAGUUCUUGAGUACUCGCUAGUGAUGAUGACCCCAGUUACUGAGUACUCGCUAGUGAUGAUGACCCCAGUUAUUGAACAGGCGCUAGUGAUGAUGACCCCAGUUAUUAAGCACUCGCUAGUGAUGAUGAUCCCAGUUAUUGAUUAUUCGCUAGUGAUGAUGACCCCAGUUAUUGAGCAGGCGCUAGUGAUGAUGACCCCAGUUAUUGAGCAGGCGCUAGUGAUGAUGAUCCCAGUUAUUGAUUAUUCGCUAGUGAUGAUGACCCCAGUUAUUGAGCAGGCGCUAGUGAUGAUGACCCCAGUUAUUGAGCAGGCGCUAGUGAUGAUGACCCCAGUUAUUAAGUACUCGCUAGUGAUGAUGACUCCAGUUAUUGAGCACUCGCUAGUGAUGAUGACUCCAGUUAUUGAGUACUCGCUAGUGAUGAUGACCCCAGUUAUUGAGCAGGCGCUAGUGAUGAUGACCCCAGUCAUUGAGUACUCGUUAGUGAUGAUGACUCCAGUUAUUGAGUACUCGCUAGUGAUGAUGAUCCCAGUUAUUGAACAGGCGCUAGUGAUGAUGACCCCAGUCAUUGAGCAAGCGCUUACCGAUGUUGAUCUUGUGAUCAUUGAGCAGGUUCUGAAUACUGUUGACCUCGUUAAGAUUGCUCAGGCACUAGUGAUGAUGACCUAUGUUAUUGAGCAUGCGCUGAGUGAUGUUAACCUCGUUAUCAUUGAACGAGUGAUGUUGAUCUUGCGAUCAUUGAGCAGGCGAUGA
This is a messenger RNA of Pecten maximus, 1785 nucleotides long. Its product is annotated as dynein heavy chain-like. The transcript has a single exon. NCBI's taxonomy places the organism in Eukaryota, Metazoa, Mollusca, Bivalvia, Pectinida, Pectinidae. Bases 1 to 1785 code for a protein of 594 amino acids. The record is from RefSeq and is a predicted model, not a curated record.